UGGGCGGAGCUUUCAUCUUUUCACCGAACUCAACAAACACCGCCCACCUCUGCUACGCUGGGAUACAAAGCUACAUUCCUUUAUUUCAGCUAGCCGGUAGCAUUAGCUAGCUAAGCUAAGCUCAUAUAUUGUGGAGCAGACAGGAUGGAGAGCAGCGAGGGAAUGGAGGUGGAUGGCUGGGACUCAACUCUGGAGGAAGAGCUGGGCAUUUCUCUGGAUGAGCUGAAGAAGUGGAUUGACGAUGUCGUGGAGAAGAGCGAGAUCGUGCAGAAGAAAAAGGCUCAGCUGACCGAGCUCAAGGAAUGGGUAGAGCAGAAAGAAGAAGAGGGGGCGAAGGCGGACAUGCUUCUCACCGAUGCCAACAAGUCCAUAUUGGAGUGUGAGAAACUCGUCAAGGCAACUUACCAAAAAAACGGUCUCGUUUACCCAGAGAGCAGCUCAGAUGAUGAGGGAGGCGGAGGAGGCGUGUUGUCCUCUGAGGUCAUCGAGAUAGACGAUGACGACGACGAUGAUGUCAUUGCUGUUGGCUGUUUGGUUCCUCCAAAGAAGCCCGCCACUCCUGGCAAAGAUCCAGCGUUAAAAGAAGCCUCCUCAGCGCUACAGAAAACCUCCCAGCAGGUGCAGAAGUUGGUCCAAAUGGUCGGCAAGCCUUCACCAGGAGCUCCAUUCCUCCGAUCUCCAUCACAGCCUCAAUCAGGUAUUCAGGGUGCAGUGCCAGCAGUGUUUGUGUCCCAGGCUCCGUCUCAGUCCAUGACCCAGCCGAACCCAAACGUAACAGAAGAUGAGCUCAGAGUCGGGAUGAUGAUUCUUGGAAAGAAACGCACCAAGACCUGGCACAGAGGCGCCCUCGUUGCUAUCAGCCCCGUCGGAAACGGUAUAUUCAAGUAUAAAGUGAAGUUUGAUAAAGGAAAGAGUCUGCUGUCUGGAAAUCAUGUGGCUUUCGAGUACAACCCCACACUGGAGAUUCUAUAUGUCGGCGCUCGUGUAGUCGCCAAGUACAAGGACGGCAACCUGGUGUGGCUCUAUGCUGGAAUAGUAGCAGAGAUGCCCAACAACAAGAACCGUAUGAGGUUUUUGAUCUUCUUUGAUGAUGGCUAUGCUUCAUAUGUGACUCUACCUGACCUUCACCCAGUUUGCCGACCAUUAAAGCGUACCUGGGAGGACAUAGAGGAUGUCUCGUGUCGAGACUUCAUUGAGGAGUACAUCACUGCAUAUCCCAGCAGACCUAUGGUGCUCCUAAAGGUCGGACAGAUCAUCAAGACCGAGUGGGAGGGAACCUGGUGGAAGAGCAAAGUGGAGGAGGUGGACGGAAGCUUGGUCAAGAUCCUCUUUUUGGAUGACAAGAGGAGUGAGUGGAUUUAUCGAGGCUCCACCAGGUUGGAGCCAAUGUUCAACCUGAAGAUGACCACCGCCAACACCCAGGAGAAGAAGCUGGCUGGCCAGCAGAGGAAUCGACCUAACAUGGGGGCGUUGAGGAGUAAAGGCCCAGUAGUUCAAUACACCAGUGACGGACAUGUUGGAGCCUCUCCCGUCAAAACGCCGCAGGCCUCACCCAGCCAGCCUUCCCAGACACCACAACAUCAACAGCGUCCUCAGCCCCCACAGCCCCCACAGCCCCCACAGCCACCACAGCCCCAACAAACCCAACAAACCCAACAAACCCAACAAACCCAACAAACUCAACAAACCCAGCAAACCCAGCAAACCCAACUGAUGCUUCAUCCUCCUCAGCCCCCACAGCCUCCACGUAUUGACAAUAAACAUCAGAUGGCAAAGAAGAGCACUUCUCCGUUUAUCCCAGGGGUGGGAGGCACUCAUGCCUCCAAAAUGAUGAUGCAGUCUCUUACUUCCAGUCCCGGCAACCUCUCUGGUGCAAGAAUUAUAAGUGUCCAAAAUAUUAGUACACCCACUUUCAUACAGUCGUAUCAGAGACUGCCCACUCUGGUCUCCGUCCCCACUGCUAUGACCCACGCGGUGGCCACUAUCCCACAUCAGCCCUCAUACCGCGCCCCGACGGACCGCAUCUUCUACCUGGCACACACUUGUCAGCCCGCAUGUCUGAAUCGUGUUCGACCUGCAAAAGCAGACGUGCACAGAGGAAAGAACCCCCUCCUCACACCUUUACUGUACGAUUUCAGACGCAUGACGGGGCGUCGCAAAGUCAACCGCAAGAUGUCUUUCCAUGUGAUCUACAAGGCUCCGUGUGGGCUUUGCCUGCGUAACAUGGGAGAGAUCCAGCACUACCUCUUCCAGACGCACUGUGACUUUAUAUUCUUGGAGAUGUUCUGUCUAGACCCCUACGUGCUAGUGGACCGGCCCUUCCAGCCACAGAGGCCGUUCUAUUACAUUCCCGACAUCACUUGUGGAAAGGAGGACAUCCCACUCUCCUGCGUCAACGAGAUCGAUUCCACCCCGCCUCCUAAAGUAGCUUACAGUAAAGAGCGUAUUCCUGAAGAUGGAGUUUACAUCAACACCAGUCCAGACUUCCUGGUUGGGUGUGAAUGCACCGACGGCUGUCGAGACAAGUCCAAAUGCUCUUGCCACCAGCUGACCCUUCAGGCUACAGGAUGUACUCCGGGGGCACAGAUCAACCCGAAUGCUGGAUUUUUGCACAAACGAUUAGAGGAGUGCCUCCCCACAGGUAUCUACGAGUGUAACAAGCGGUGCAAAUGCUGUGCUCAGAUGUGCACCAACCGGUUGGUGCAGCAUGGCCUGCAGGUGCGUCUCCAGCUCUUCAAGACCCAGAACAAAGGCUGGGGCAUCCGCUGUCUGGAUGACGUAGCCAAGGGCUCUUUUGUCUGCAUCUAUGCUGGUAAAAUCUUGACAGAUGAUUUUGCCGACAAAGAAGGUCUAGAGAUGGGCGACGAGUAUUUUGCCAAUCUGGACCAUAUAGAAAGUGUAGAGAACUUUAAGGAGGGCUAUGAGAGCGAGGCUCACUGUUCAGACAGCGAGGGGAGCGGCGUGGACAUGUCGAGGUUAAAAAUCCAACCAUCCGCUUUAGUAUCAUCUAACCCUGUUGGGAGACCGCCCAGAAAGGGUGAGUCCAAGUCCAAAGCCCAAAACCCAAGCUCUUCAGGGGACAGCAAUGACGAGGAUGACAAGGAUUCAAAGAGCGAAGAGGAAAGUGACAGUUCAGACGACACUUUUGUGAAGGAGAACUACUUCAGCUCCAGCUCUGUGUGGAGGAGUUACACCACACGUGGUCAAGUCAAGGGCAACAAGGAAGGUGAGCUGCUGGGAGGGAGUCAAGACAGUAAAGACGAAUUGAGCGCGUCAGCCAGAGGAGCCGAUGGCGAUAAGCCGCCGUCCAUGCCAGAGGAGACGGGGAAAAGCAAAGUGGCUUCCUGGCUCACCAGCCAGGGGCUGAAGAAGGAGUCCGGAGACGGCAAGAGUCAAGUGAAGAAGCAGGAUGUGAUGACUCUCUCUGACAGCGACGAUGUUCAGACCAUCAGCUCUGGAUCUGACGACAACAAGGAGAGAGAGAAAGUCACCCCGGGUGUGACUAAGAAGCAGGUAGCAGUGAAAUCAACACGUGGCAUCGCCCUAAAGGGCGGCCACGGGAUGAUGGUGAAAACAGGUGCACCUGGAGGCGGGGGAGGGCAUGGAGGUCAGGCAAGGAAAUCAGGACAGCAGGGAGAGACUGGAGGAGGCGGGGACAACGCUCACAAAAACACCCGCCUGUUCUUUGACGGCGAAGAGUCCUGCUACAUCAUUGAUGCCAAGCUGGAAGGAAACCUUGGGCGUUACCUCAAUCACAGCUGUAGUCCUAACCUUUUCGUCCAGAAUGUGUUUGUGGACACACAUGACUUGCGGUUUCCCUGGGUGGCGUUCUUUGCCAGCAAGCGGAUCCGGGCCGGCACAGAGCUGACCUGGGACUACAACUACGAGGUGGGCAGCGUGGAGGGGAAGGUGCUGCUCUGCUGCUGCGGAUCCACUGAGUGCAGAGGAAGACUGCUGUGAUCUGCAGCCAUCGUGGACUUCACUGCCUUUACUUUAUCUGUAGGAAACUUAGAGGAGCCCUUUGAACGCUGUAACGUUUGUUUCCGUUGUUUUUGUUUUUUAAGUUGAACUAUGACUUUUAUUAAAGCUGUUUUGUUGCCUUUUAUUUUAUAUGAACGUGUUUCCUGAUUUGUGUCAUUUUAUCCAUGACGUUUUUCUUUUACAUCUGAAUAAAAUGUGGUUUUCUUCAACGAACCAAA
Molecule: messenger RNA, 4199 nt
Organism: Sebastes umbrosus (honeycomb rockfish)
Lineage: Eukaryota; Metazoa; Chordata; Actinopteri; Perciformes; Sebastidae
Gene: setdb1b
Product: SET domain bifurcated histone lysine methyltransferase 1b
Exons: 25
Coding region: 145-3960 (1271 amino acids)
Biological process (GO): heterochromatin organization; negative regulation of gene expression
Cellular component (GO): nucleus
Molecular function (GO): protein binding; histone H3K9 methyltransferase activity; zinc ion binding
Source: RefSeq, a predicted model, not a curated record